Molecule: messenger RNA, 1138 nt
Organism: Labeo rohita (rohu)
Lineage: Eukaryota; Metazoa; Chordata; Actinopteri; Cypriniformes; Cyprinidae
Gene: emc10
Product: ER membrane protein complex subunit 10
Exons: 8
Coding region: 63-818 (251 amino acids)
Cellular component (GO): EMC complex
Source: RefSeq, a predicted model, not a curated record
UUUGUUUUGAAACGCCGUACUUCCGGUCCACAGAGGGAAAGUCCUUCAAGGCUUGCGACAAAAUGGCCAUGAUAAGAGUCUUGUCGCUUAUUCUGUCCGUCCUGUCAACUGUAACGCUUUUAUGGACACAGUCUGGCGAAUGCAAUAAUGGUCGAAGGUCAGGAGAUGCGGUGGACACCGAUUUUAGCGGAUUCUCUGUGCCACUAGAGCACUCAUUUGAAGUGGAUGAUGUCCCCAGAUUUCGCCUUCGUGGUGCCCUGCAAUUCAGGGGUGGAAGAGAAAACGGUGUGUAUCUCUCCCAAAACCAGCUCUCUGAAAAAGACAGGAAUACACUGAAGGAUGUGGCAGCAGUUGAUGGUCUGUACAGGAUUCGAGUGCCUAGAGUCUCUCUACAGAUGGAUCGGCAGACAGAGAGACAGUCUGAAGGUUACCUUACUACAUUCGUUAGAGCUUGCUCGCUAGUGGAGUCCCACCUCAGUGAUGUCAUCACGCUUCACACUGAUGUCAGCGGAUACGUCAUUGGCGUUUCCAUAGUAACAAUCCCUGGGUCAUGUCGUGGGAUAGAGGUGGAGGAUGAGGUUGACCUGGAAGUCUUUAACACAACAGUAAGCGUUGUGUCGCCAGUCACUGCACCUCCACCUGAAACAGCACCCUACAUUGAGAGGAUGGAGCAGGAAAUGGAAAAGAAAGGCAAAAACCCACAAGAGCAGAAAUCCUUCUUUGCCAAAUAUUGGUAUUUGAUUCUGGGAGGUGCAGUGUUCCUCAUGGCCACCAGUUCAGCACAGACCCCACCAGGGGGCGCCAGAGAGCAGAGCUGAUUUCCAUUCAUUUCAAUGGAUGUAUAUUGUCCCUCUCGUUCUUUUCCUGAUGAUGUCUGGAGCUCAGGAUCAGUCUGGAGGCGGAGCCGGAGGUGGGGCGGCCAAUGGCGGAGGACGAUGAUUCCCGUGGCAACAAAAACUCCUGUGUUGUACAUAAUAAUUUAAAGCAGAUUUUGAGUUCAUUGACACGCAUAAUGACAUACAUUUACAAACGAAGGAACGUUCUAGAGAGAUAAUGAUGGAAAAGUUUAACUUAUAACUGCAUUCUUGAAUUGCGUUUUUACUACUGAUUUAAUAAAAUAGUUUGACGACCGUUGAAA